AUGCCGCGUGCCGGCAGCGGCGGCAGCAGCAGCAGCGACGGCAGCCCGACGGCGUCGUACGACCAACAGCAGCAGCAGCAGCAGCAGGCGCGGCCGCGCUACCCGCCGUUCACGCAGCACGUCCACGGCGUGCUGUACAAGCUGAGGGCGGCGGACAUGGCCACGAUCGCGCGCAAGGAGGCCGGAUACGUCAUCAAGGAGAUCGAGGUGCAGACCUACGACGGGCGCCGCGUGGUGGCCCAGGCCUUCGUGUCGGGCCCCCUGGCCACACUGCCGGCGGAGGUGGCGCCCCCCGAGAAGUACAUGCGCGCGCUGCGCGAGGGCGCGGGGGACAACUACCUGGACCCCCUCCACCAGGCCUGGCUCAGCGGCGUCAACACCGUGUCGUCCGCGGGGCUGGGGCCGGAGUACUUCGCCACCCCCUCCAAGUACAUAGCCUGGGGCUUCAUAGCGAUCGCCGCGCUGCUGGUCGUGGGCUUCAUCGUGCAGCACUGA
Messenger RNA from Monoraphidium neglectum, 495 nucleotides. RefSeq lists its product as hypothetical. The record is from RefSeq and is a predicted model, not a curated record. The coding region runs from base 1 to 495 and encodes 164 amino acids. The transcript has 2 exons. Lineage: Eukaryota; Viridiplantae; Chlorophyta; Chlorophyceae; Sphaeropleales; Selenastraceae.